Sycon ciliatum is the source of this 1931-nucleotide messenger RNA. RefSeq names its product 26S proteasome non-ATPase regulatory subunit 11-like. Lineage: Eukaryota; Metazoa; Porifera; Calcarea; Leucosolenida; Sycettidae. Gene Ontology annotation, cellular component: proteasome regulatory particle, lid subcomplex. The transcript is spliced from 16 exons. Gene Ontology annotation, molecular function: structural molecule activity. Gene Ontology annotation, biological process: ubiquitin-dependent protein catabolic process. The record is from RefSeq and is a predicted model, not a curated record. Bases 62 to 1333 code for a protein of 423 amino acids.
GUAGCUAGUUCCUCUACCAAAAUAAUUGAAAAGUGAAUAGUCCUGGAUUCUGGGGUGCGAGAUGGCGGUAGAAUCAUCAACCAAGGCAGUUUCUGCCGUAGAGAAAAGCCGAGACAUGCCUUCUGAAAAGGCCAUGGAGUUUCUGUAUACAGUUGUUCGAAGAGACGUGGACUCCAGCAACGAUGAAGGAAUAAAAGAGAAGGAGCAAGCUAUUCAACGGCUUGGUGAACUUAUGUUUGAAAACAAAUUGAAAGACGACCUUUGCGCUCUUGUCAAAUAUAUCCGCCCGUUUCUAAGCUGCAUUUCCAAAGCCAAGUCGGCGAAGCUCGUCAGGAAUUUGCUGGACUUGUUUCUCCAGCUGGACUCGGAGACGACAUCUGCAAUUGAACUUUGCAAGGAAUGCAUUGAAUGGGCCAAGGCUGAGAAGAGAUCAUUCUUGCGACAGAACUUAGAGUCUCGUUUGGUGGCAUUAUUCCUUGCAUCAAGUCAGUACACUGCUGCCCUGGAUCUGGGUUCAUCUUUGCUACGUGAGCUGAAGAAAUUAGAUGACAAAGCUCUUCUUGUGGAUGUUCAGCUGUUGGAAAGUCGUGUAUACUACAAAUUGGGUAAUGUGACCAAGUCCCGCGCCGCACUGACCUCAGCUAGAACCACGGCCAAUGGUAUCUAUACCCCACCCAAGAUGCAGGCUGGCCUUGAUCUGCAGGCAGGUAUCCUUCAUGCCCAUGAUUUAGAUUUCAAGAUGGGAUACUCUUACCUUUAUGAAUCGUUCGAGGGAUUUGAUUCUGUCAAUCUCACUACAAGUGCAUCACUGGCUUUGAAGUACCUGCUUCUGUGCAAGAUUCUGCAAAACUCGCCUGAAGAUGUAUCUGCAUUGCUAACGACAAAGCUGGCUCAGAAAUACCACGGUGAAGCAAGUGAGGCCAUGUCUGGUGUAGCCACUGCUUGCAAGAACCGAUCACUGUGUGAACUCAAGGAGGUAUUGGCCAGUCACGAGAAGGAGUUCUCCUCUGAUGAUGUUGUUCGGCGUCACCUUGAUCAUCUUUAUGACAACUUGCUGGAGCAAAACUUGCUGCGAUUAGUGGAGCCAUUUUCUCGUGUUCAGGUUGCACACAUUGCUAAGCUUAUCACUUUGCCCCAGGACGUUGUCGAAAGCAAGUUGUCACAGAUGAUCUUGGACAAGAAAGUUAAAGGUAUUCUUGACCAGGGAGCAGGUGUUUUGGAAGUGUUUGAUCCGAGCACGAGCAACCAAACGUACAAUUCGUCAGUUGAUACCAUCAAGGCAAUGGGCAAGGUUGUGGACGGACUGUACCUACGUGCAAGAAAGCUUUCAUGAGUUCAACACUUCAAGAUUUUACCCGUAUACAUAUUCAUUCUUUGGUGUUGCUCUUUUAUUGUCCCCUGGGGGUCGUGUACAUUCAGUUUUUCACAGUUCUUUUGCUACUCUCACAUCACUGCUGCAUGGACAGCAGCAGCAGCAACAACAGAUAGUAGGGCAUGACAUCAUUUUCUUAUCAUGGAUGGUGGCAUUGUUUGUUAGAUUUAGACAGGAGAACACAUAUCCAGCGUGCAAACACGAAACAAAAUAAUACACCAAUAAGCGAAAAGUGGACACCCGGUCCCCCUGCUCCUGGCCUAAGUGUACACAGCAAGUGCUUAUUGAUAUGAUGUCUGCUUUAGUAGUAGCACAAUAAUUUUUAAUGGCAUUGCACAUACUGACUGUGGUGGCGACAUUAGCGGUGGCAACAGCAUGUCAUUCGUGAUUAGUUUUCUUGCAGACGCAUAGUCAUGUUUGUAUACUGUGUUAGGUGACAACCGCCAGUCACUAUCUUCUUAUUGCUCAAUAACUCUACUACUACUACAAUUGGCAUGUUGUCCUGCAUUCAAAUGAUCAUGAAAAUGCAUUUUUUUCUUUUCUAAAGCCUAAAAACCUA